Molecule: messenger RNA, 870 nt
Organism: Racocetra fulgida
Lineage: Eukaryota; Fungi; Glomeromycota; Glomeromycetes; Diversisporales; Gigasporaceae
Source: the annotation of a GenBank genome assembly
AUGGAUUUGUCUUUUUUAUAUUAUCCUUUGUCUAAAGAUGAUGCUAAUUUUAUUUAUCAGUAUUAUCCUUCAUAUGAAAACAAUUUAAAUUCUAAUGAUGAAGAUUCUGAUGAUGAAGUGUUAAAAUUAAAAGUGGAUAUAGAAUUUAAAAUAUGUGAGGAAGCUGAAUCAUAUCUUGAGAACUAUGCUAAAACUGAAAAGGCAGUAUUAGUAGAAGAUAGAAGAGAAAGAAGGUCAGAAAUGAUAGGUUGUACUUGGCAGGUUAAUAUGUCAUUUCCUAAAAAAGCACUUAAAGUUCAAAUAACUAGUGUUGUAGGUGUUUAUUGUCAUACUAUAAAUUCUCUUAUUAUGAAGAUUGCAUCAAAAUUUCAUUGUUUAACUAAUGAGAUGUUAGAAAAAUUGAGUAUAUCAAUGCAAUAUAACCUACUUACUGCAUCAUUUUCUGAUAAAAAAGUUAAUAAGAAAGAUUUGAGUAAUGCAAUAGAACAUUAUAAAAAACAAUUAAAACCUCAAAAAAUUGAUGACCCAUUAUGGAUAGUAAAGUCAAAUUUUGAUUUGGAUGAAAGAAGGUUGACAGAAUUGUUCUGGAUAUCUUCAGAUCAAACACAAACUUAUGAACAGUUUGAAGAUGUCGUAAUUAUUGAUACAAUAUCCCAAACUAAUCAAUUUGAUAUGAUCUUAUUGAUAGUUACAGUUAUUGAUAACAACUUUAGAAGCUUGGUAAUGAUAGCAGCAUUUUUGAAAGAUGAAACAGAGGUUACAUUUUCUUGGGUUCUAAAUGAAUUAAGAGAGGCUUCCUCUGUUACUCCUACUAUAAUAUAUUCUGAUACAGAUUCUGCAUUAAUCUCAGCUGUGCAAAAUAAUCAUUAG